Molecule: messenger RNA, 285 nt
Organism: Schizophyllum commune H4-8
Lineage: Eukaryota; Fungi; Basidiomycota; Agaricomycetes; Agaricales; Schizophyllaceae
Exons: 1
Coding region: 1-285 (94 amino acids)
Source: RefSeq, a predicted model, not a curated record
AUGACGCAGGAAAAGCUCGUGAUCUCUCCUACCUUAUCGUUCAACGGCGCUUCAAUGAAACUCAGAGGUGUAAUCUACGGUGGACAGAAUCACUUCACCUGCAGAGUUGUCGACGACGACGGCCACCUAUAUCGUCACGACGGCAUAGACAACGGAGAAGAAUGCGAGAAAGAAGCGGAGCUGACUAGGAUACUGCCAACAGAUCUAGGACUAUGGCGGUCGCGCGGCGGCAGCAUCAAGGUUGCAUCCUUCGUUAUAUAUGAGCUCGAGCGAAGUGUAUCAUGA